Molecule: messenger RNA, 1145 nt
Organism: Tarenaya hassleriana
Lineage: Eukaryota; Viridiplantae; Streptophyta; Magnoliopsida; Brassicales; Cleomaceae
Exons: 4
Coding region: 74-991 (305 amino acids)
Source: RefSeq, a predicted model, not a curated record
CACUCUCUCUCUCUUCUUUCUCUCUCUUCUCUCUUCUCUCCCGUUCGUUCAGAAGACGAGAGACUCUUCAGAUAUGGUGAAGCUUGCGACGGCGCGGGAGAUUAGGACAUACGGUCCUCGGCUGGGGAGACAACGUGCGGAGUACAUCAACGCCGGGCUCUAUGUUUUCUCCACCGUCGUUCUCAUCGGAGGCUUCAUCGCCGCCGGAUUCUCGUUGGAGCCAAGAUCCGGCCUCGUCCUUAUUCUCUUCGCUCUCGCUAUCAUCUCGGUGGUGAACGCCCAUGAUCUCUUCGCUCAUCUCGCCGGAAUCGAUUACCGGCUAAGGUUGAUGGAGUAUGAUCUGCAACUUGCUCUCGUGGAGUUUGCCGUUCCUCUGUUUCACAUUGCCGGUUCCAUUGUUUUCUUCUUGGGGAUCUUCUUCGUUUUCUAUCAGGCAGAGACAAAACGCGGCGAUGGACAGGAGAAGCACGCGCUGAACAUGCUUAUAGCUGGCCCCGUAUUGUGGAUGAUAGGUUCGGUCCACAACUCGUGCCAAAUCUACGAGAGAGCCGAUGGGCAUGUCCAGAUUCUGCAGCAGUGUGUUCAUAUCCCUUUCUUGGUUGGAUCUGUCCUGUUUCUUGUCGCUGCCAUUCUCAACACCCGCGAGCAAUCCGCCUCGCACCACCGUGGAUUGAAGUUGCUCGGGAAGACAUGGGUGUGGCUUGGCAUGUCGGGAGGCAUAUGUUUCUUCCUCGGAGGGUUGAUGAACGUCAUUAAGGUUUUCAACUUCGUACAGAUCAUCGGACUCCGGCUCGAGAAGCUAAGGGGCGGAGCACAAGACCGUCUUCUCGAAGAAAGAGAAGGCUACCAUCCUCUCGUCGUCGAAGAAGAAAGGAUAAGAAAGAUGGAAGAAGAAACCAAAGCGGCUCCUUUGGCAGCAUCCACGUCUGCUGCUGCCGCCCCACGGACGGGGACAAAUUCGUACAAGGAUGUUCUUGUCGGACAGAGCUGAGAGAGUGAAAAGGUUGAGUCUUUGACCACACGCAAUUUCAUAUGUUUAUUAGUCAUACGUGCUUUUCUGUACUUUGAUAUUUCAUUUUAUAUCAUCAUCACAUUCACAUGUCUGAGACCGACGAUUUGGAGGUGCAUAUCCCGUUCGAUUUCAA